AUGUGGUUGAAGUCUGAAGGUUUCGUGGAUAGGGUCAAACAAUGGUGGAGUUCGUAUCAUCUUGAAGGUACACCUAGCUACAUUUUUGCAAGUAAAUUGAAAGAGUUAAAAAGAGAUCUAAAGGUGUGGAACCAACAUACUUUCGGAAAUGUAGAAGAUAAUAAAAAUACCAAGUGGGAGGAAAUACAGGAGUUAGAAAGACUCCAAGAAGGGAGACCACUUACUGAGGAGGAACAAGUACAUAAAACUAUGCUGGUUGCAGAUCUUGAGAGAAUAAUUCUACAAGAAGAGAUGUCGUGGCGCCAGAAAUCAAGAGCCCUUUGGCUAAAGGAAGGGGAUCGGAGCACAAAGUUCUUCCAUAAAAUUGCAAAUUCUCAUAGAAGAAAUAAUGGCAUUGAGAUGCUGAAAAUUGAGAGGGUCGAGUGUAGAGAAGAAGAAGCAAUAAAAGACCAUGUGGUAAAUUUCUUUGGUGAGCUUCUUACUGAACAGGUGGGGUGGAGGCCUACUUUGAAUGGAUUGGUUUUUGGUACUAUAGAGUUGGAGGAAGUCGAAAGGAUGGAAAGGGCUUUCGAAGAGGAAGAGGUCUACGAUGUAAUAAAGAAAAUGGCUAAAGAUAAGGCACCCGGUCCUGAUGGUUUCUCCAUGGGUUUUUACCAAGAAUGUUGGGAGGUAGGGGCUUCUGAGAUUUCCGAUUUUUGGCCUAUUACUCUAGUGCAUGGUACGUACAAGAUCAUUGCUAAAGUACUCGCUAACCGUCUGAGUGGGGUUUUGGGACAGAUCGUUACUAAGCCCCAAAAUGCCUUUGUGAAGGGUAGACAAAUACUUGAUGCUGCUCUAAUUGCUAAUGAAUGUCUGGACAGUCGUGUGAAGACUGGUAGCCCAGGGCUUAUGUGCAAGUUAGAUAUGGAGAAGAUUGGAUCGCCGAGUAGGGGUACCACUACCAUCUCACAUUUACUGUUUGCAGAUGAUAUGCUUAUUAUGUGUGAUGCCGAGUUAGAUUAG
This is a messenger RNA of Juglans regia (Persian walnut), 1002 nucleotides long. RefSeq lists its product as uncharacterized. The record is from RefSeq and is a predicted model, not a curated record. The transcript has 3 exons. NCBI's taxonomy places the organism in Eukaryota, Viridiplantae, Streptophyta, Magnoliopsida, Fagales, Juglandaceae. Bases 1 to 1002 code for a protein of 333 amino acids.